AAGAGGCCUGGACUUGAAUUUUAAAGUGGUGUGAUUCUCAGAACGUUGGGUGCAGCUGACUGCAGGAGGAAUCACAUGGUGCCUAAAACCGGCCCUUUGGCCUAUUCAGCCAGCCCCGCCCUCUCUCGAGCUGCAGGCCAGGCAGCCAGAGCGAGCAGAUGGCAGCUGAAGAGAGAGCCGGGAAAAGGCAGCUCUCCUUGGGCAAGGCCGCCUGCAUCCUCACCGGGGCAUCCCGGGGCUUCGGCCGGAGCCUGGCCCUGCUGCUGGCCCCGCGGCUGGAAACUGGCUCCGUCCUGAUCCCGGUGGCCCGAUCGCAGGGGGGCUUGGCCGAGCUGGAGGCUGAGCUGAGGGCCAGUUUCCCCAGCUUGAAAGUGCAUUCCGUGCAGGCUGAUCUGGGCACGGAGGACGGGCUACAGCUGGUGCUCCGAGCAGUCCAGGACAAGCUGCCGGGAGCAGCUGAUCUGGAGCGGCUCCUCGUCAUCAACAAUGCGGGAUCACUUGGAGACAUUUCCAAAUCCUUUCUGGAUUUCACCAGCCCAGCCGAAGUCAACAGCUACUUUGCCUUCAAUGUCACCUCGGCGCUCUGCCUCACAUCCUCCAUCCUGAAGGCCUUCCCGGGGCACCCUGGCUUGUGCAAGACUGUUGUGAACAUCUCCUCACUGUGUGCCCUGAAGCCCUUCAAGAGCUGGACGUUGUACUGCACUGGGAAGGCCUCGCGGGACAUGAUGUUCCAGGUGCUGGCCCUUGAAAACCCGGACGUCAGAGUGCUCAGCUAUGCCCCAGGGCCGCUGGACACGGAGAUGCAGCAGCUGGCCCGCACAACGUCCGGAGACCCGGACGUGCGCCAGCAGUUCCUCCGCAUGAAGCAGAGUGGGCAGCUGCUGGACUGCGGCGUGUCCGCCCAGAAGCUAGUGGCUCUGCUGCUGGAGGACACGUUCGCCUCUGGGGCACACGUAGACUUCUAUGAAAUCUAACCCGCCAGCCUGCUGCUCCCCCCCACGCCGCGGCGGCUGCUUCCGCAACUGAGCUGCCUAUGAAAUGCCCUCGGCUUUCAGAAGGGAAACCAGCUACGGGACUGUGACUCCCCUUUCAGAUAUGCACCGGGGGAGCGGACCGCCCACCGAGAGGGGCCUUGGCCGGGAGCGGUGGUAACGCUGGGGUUGCCGAGCCAGCACUCCCCGGACGGGUCACAGGCGCAGCAGCACGGGGUUGGGAGGCGGCGCAAACAGCGCGGUCACCCUGGCAACCGCCGCCCAGGGCGCCCCCCACUCCCAGCUGCCUGCCCGGCCCGGUAGCGCGUCUCCUCCGCCUACGUGGCUCGGGCCCCAGGCUACCCCCUCCCCCCGCCCCAUGUUGAGCAGCGGGCGGUGGAGGUUGUUGCCGCAGAUGUUACCGCGCAUGCUCAAAUGUCCGGCCCCGGUCGCAGCGAGGUGGCUCAUCCCCGGGGCGGGCUGAGGUGGGGCUACAACGGGCGAAGUGAGCAGGCCCAGGCCAGGGUCUCGGGCUUGGCGGCCGCCGGCGGCGCGGGGCAGGGCCCUCCCUGGGCGGCCCUGGCAAGGCCGCAGCCACCUGCAGCGGUGACCGCUGAGCCCCGCCCGCUGUCGCGUUACCUCGCCUCGGCCGAGCCGGGCCAGAGCGAGUAGUUGUUUAAACGGGCAAGUAAAAUGUCAUUGAUUAUCGGUGGUUAUUGGGUCAGUCAGCGCGGCAAAGGGGAGCAGGUGCGUUCUGUGGCGGGGCCGGGCCGGGGUUGCUGGUCUGGCUAACCCGGGCGCGUUCUUAGUAAGGUGGAAAGUUGACUGGCCAUUCCCGGGGCGUGAACUUGGUACAUCUUCGAAACACGAGGCACCCCAGGGCUCCAUGUUUGCAAGGGAAUACCCGCUAAAAGCUACACAUAUUGCAUAAGCGACAACUUGGGUUUCUUCUGGCUAAGCUGUUACCCUGUGCUUAGACUGUAUGUCGUUCAGAGUAGGGACUAUAUGUUAUGUUUGUACAGCACCUAGCCCACAAUGAAGCUAGAGCAUGUAGAUGCUUCGGCAAUACAAAUUUAAUAAGCAGAUUUAUCAUGGGGGGUGCUUGGUCUUCUGGCUUGAUGCCUUAUUCCUGGGAAAGUUGGUAUUACACCCAGAGGCUAUGAUUUUAAGUUUUUACAAACCAGAAUAAAAUUUUGAUAUUAUAUUGUGCUUCUCA
Messenger RNA from Mauremys reevesii (Reeves's turtle), 2187 nucleotides. It is a transcript of the gene SPR, whose product is annotated as sepiapterin reductase. Gene Ontology annotation, molecular function: sepiapterin reductase (NADP+) activity. The record is from RefSeq and is a predicted model, not a curated record. Bases 159 to 974 code for a protein of 271 amino acids. Gene Ontology annotation, biological process: tetrahydrobiopterin biosynthetic process. NCBI's taxonomy places the organism in Eukaryota, Metazoa, Chordata, Testudines, Geoemydidae. The transcript has a single exon.